Oryza sativa Japonica Group (Japanese rice) is the source of this 3604-nucleotide messenger RNA. RefSeq names its product lysine-specific demethylase JMJ27. Gene Ontology annotation, biological process: regulation of transcription by RNA polymerase II. Gene Ontology annotation, cellular component: chromatin; histone deacetylase complex. The record is from RefSeq and is a predicted model, not a curated record. Gene Ontology annotation, molecular function: chromatin DNA binding; histone H3K9 demethylase activity; transcription coregulator activity. Lineage: Eukaryota; Viridiplantae; Streptophyta; Magnoliopsida; Poales; Poaceae.
CCAUUCCACUCCGAAUCCCCUUCCGCCCACAGAUCGACCCGACCCGACCCGACCCGCGCCGCAAUUUGAUUUGAUUUCCUCCUUCUCCGCCGCCGACCUCGCCGCCGGUCGCCGCGGGGUCUAGCCGGGGAUGCCGCCCAAGAGGAAGCGCGGUGGCGGGAGGCCGCGCAAGGCCCCGGAGGACGCCGCCGCCAAGGAAAACGGUGAGAAGACAAACAAGGAGGAGGAAACGCAGGCUUCUCCUGAGGAGAAUGGCGCAGGGCAGACUCAGGCCUCGAGAACCGCAAGAAAGCGCAGGAAGGGUCCUGUUGCUGAUCCCUCUUCGACUGAACUUCCACCCAGGAAGCUCAGGGACAGGCGGAACGUUCCAGCGGUAGACUACAAGGAGAAUAAGCACACAAAAAAGAUGGAUGGAACUUCAACCAUGUGCCAUCAGUGCCAAAGGAAGGACAGUGGAAGAGUUGUGAGGUGCCGGAAUGGUGCUGAAAAAAACAGGAGGCACAGAUAUUGUGUCAAGUGCAUCAAACGCUGGUACCCGCAUCUAACAGAGGACGAUUUUGAGAACUGCUGUCCAGUUUGUCACAAUAACUGCAAUUGUAAGACUUGUCUGCGGACAAAUGUAAUAAAUAAGGGUGACAAGGAGUUUGCCGAUGGUAAGAACAAAAUUAAAUACUCUCUGCGUAUUGCACGCUUUUUGCUCCCUUGGUUGAAACAACUUCACCAAGAGCAGAUGCUAGAGAAAAGUGUUGAGGCCACAAUUAAAGGGAUCGAUGUAACUGACUUGGAGGUUCCUCAAGCUCAGUUUAAUAAUGAUGAGCGGAUUUACUGUGAUAACUGCAGAACAUCCAUUGUUGACUUCCACAGAAGUUGUAAAAGUGGUCACUAUGAUCUCUGCCUCAGCUGCUGCCAGGAGUUGCGUCAAGGUCUUACUACUGGUACUGUUGUCACUUGUGACACAGCUGUUGAUGUACCUGAAAUAGAAGGCAAGGAAGGUUUGCAAGAGGGAAGUAGUCAUAGCAGUGCUGUAGGUCAAGGGGCUUCUGAUCAACAGAAUGACAGGUUGAUAGGUAGUGCAGCUCCUUCAGAGGAUUGCACUCCUAGUUUGAUAUGGAGGGCAAAAAGCAACGGAAGCAUACCAUGCCCACCUAAUGCAGGUGGUUGCGGGGAUUGUCUUCUCGAACUUAGGUGUUUGUUUAAGGAGAACUUUAUUUCUGAUUUACUGGAUAAAGUCAAUUCAGUGGUCAAUAAGGAAACAGAGCAGGAGUUGGGAGGCUCUAGAUGUUCCUGCUUCACUGAAUCCGGUGAAGUGAACAAUGAAACAUCACGGAAAUCAGCUUGCAGAGAGGACUCCAAUGAUAACUACAUAUAUUGUCCAACUGCUAGAGAAGUUCAAAGUGGAGCUUUAGAUCAUUUUCAGCAGCAUUGGUUGAAUGGUCAGCCAGUCAUUGUUCGUGACGUGCUUGAGCUAACUUCUGGACUGAGCUGGGAGCCAAUGGUUAUGUGGCGGGCCUUACGGGAAAAGAGAGACAAGAAAGAGCAUGAACGGCUCUCAGUUAUAGCUCUUGAUUGUCUGACAUGGUUUGAGGUUGAUAUAAAUAUUCACAUGUUUUUUGAGGGGUAUUCCCGUGGAGCUGUUGGUUCGGAGGAUUUGCCUGUGCUACUUAAGCUUAAAGAUUGGCCACAACAUAGUUCCUUUGAGGAGCGCCUGCCGCGGCAUGGUGCUGAGUUCAUGUCUGCACUACCAUUUCGUGAGUAUACAGAUCCAAAAUCUGGUCCCCUUAAUCUGGCAGUGAAGCUUCCAAAACAUGUUAAAAAGCCAGAUCUUGGUCCAAAGACAUACAUUGCUUAUGGUGUCGCCCAAGAGUUGGGAAUAGGUGAUUCUGUUACGAAGAUCCAUUGCGACAUGUCUGAUGCGGUUAAUAUUCUCAUGCAUACUGAUGAGGUAGAACUCAAAGCUGAAAGGAUUACAGCAAUAGAGAAAAAGAAAGAGAGCUUACGUAAAGAUGGCAAGAAUCUUCAUGUUCUGCGACCAGACCAUGACGAUGAUACAUCAAUAGCUCUCAGUGAAUCAACUGAAGUGCCAAGAUCUCGAGGACUUGAAAAUGGCUCAAGCAUUAAGCAGCCAGCACCAAAUGUUGCUGUAAUGGACCAGGGAGGUGUUCAUACAGAUAUGGUAGCUGAUGAAGCUGAGGGAAACUUGAGUCUGUCUAAUGGGCAAUCACCCAAUCAAAGUGAUGCACAUAAUAUGGAUAUUACUUUCUCCAAGGGGGAAACAGACCAUUCUAUCUGCACAAUUAAUGGGGGAGAGGAGAUGGGCAAUGGCUUUGGGAGGGAAGAUAAAUGUAAAUCUUCUCAUGGUGUAGGAUCAUCUGAAUCUUCUGAUUGUCAAAGACGCAGUAGGCGACGUGAUGCUUGCUCUUCCAGUGCAACAGGGGAAAUAAACGAAACCAGCAUGGAGACUAACAAAUUUACCAUAUCUAUUGAGCCCAAAGAUGAUCACCCAUUUGUUGAGGGAAAUCAGACAGAGGGUGGUGCAUUGUGGGAUAUCUUCCGACGUGAAGAUGUCAGCAAAUUGCAUGAUUAUCUGAUGAAGCAUGCAGAAGAGUUUAGACAUUAUAAUUAUGAAACAGUCAAACAGGUUUCUCAUCCUAUUCACGAUCAAUGCUUUUAUCUAACAAAUGAGCACAAGAGAAAGCUCAAGGAAGAACAUGGAAUUGAGCCUUGGACAUUUGAACAGAAACUUGGUGAGGCUGUGUUUAUCCCAGCAGGAUGUCCCCACCAAGUCAGAAAUUUGAAGUCAUGUAUAAAGGUUGCACUUGACUUUGUUUCUCCGGAAAAUGUGCAAGAGUGCAUCAGGCUGACAGAAGAAUUUCGCUUGCUUCCGAAGGGUCAUAGGGUGAAUGAAGAUAAACUAGAGGUUAAGAAGAUAGCUCUAUAUGCACUUGAUCAAGCCAUUGACGAUAUCACAGGCAAAAGUUGCAAUGAAAGGACAAAGGAUGAAGGGGAAGAGGAGGCGUCUGCCCCAAGUGUUAGUUAACCUGCAGAGGAAAAUCACCAAAAUUAGCCUGCACAAGGCCAUGUGCUGGAGUCCAAUAUGCAUGAUUUCUGCGGAGGCAUGUUUGUAGUUUAGAAACGGUUCUUCUCGUGAUAGGGUGAUGGCUAGUGAUUUUUUUGCAGCAGGUUUGUGGAGCUGGUUAUCAUUUUAGCUCUGUACCAUCAUAUACGGAGACGAUAGCUUUAACUACAGGACGGUUGAUUUUGUUACUUCAUCAUUGAGUUGUAUGGAGUUUACCCUUGAUUUGAUAGCAGAGAUGGAUGGGGGUGCGUCCUUGAUCUUUUUUUUGCUUGCUAGCCGACGAGUAACAAUCAUUUGUGCUACUGUAGUUUGUAACUUUGUAUUACCUUGUGUACAAUGGGCAUUUCAUGGUCGUUAAGGGCUCAAAGCAAUUGUAUUGUGGAGUCAGUCAGAUGGCCGUUGAAGUAUGUCUCGGAAAUUUGUACAUGGUGAUGAGAAAGCUUAUGUCUAGCAGAGAACAAAUAUCUAAUGUACUACAAUGAUUUUUUUAGAUAAUGCAAUGUACUACAAUGAUAUAUUUUAUCAUCU